Molecule: messenger RNA, 2064 nt
Organism: Styela clava
Lineage: Eukaryota; Metazoa; Chordata; Ascidiacea; Stolidobranchia; Styelidae
Product: pyridine nucleotide-disulfide oxidoreductase domain-containing protein 2-like
Molecular function (GO): oxidoreductase activity
Source: RefSeq, a predicted model, not a curated record
ACAGUACACAUGAUUCAGAAAAUUUAUCAUGCAUGCAAUCUCUGUAAUAAAAUGAAGGAGUAUAAUCAAUAUUUAUUCAAGUCUGAGUCGUUACGCAAUAACUGUGCCAGCAAAGUUUAUUUUGUUGUCGGUGAAUACGCUGACACUGUGGUUAACUUCAACAAUGUAAGACAGUAAUAUCGUUGUAAAGGCACGCAUGUUGUUUUGAGAAGCAGACAAGGAUGAUUGCAAGUCGUAUUGUCAAGAGCAAGGCAGUGUGUAGCAGACUUCCAUUUGAAGUUUUCCAGCAAAGAUGUUUGUCUUCUGUCAUCUCGGAUUCGUCUUCCCUAAAGAGCAGAUACGAUGCCAUUGUUAUCGGAGCCGGACACAACGGACUAAUAUCGGCGACAUACUUAGCAAUGAAAGGUCUUAAAGUAGGUGUUUUUGAGAGAAGACAUGUAGUAGGAGGGGCAGCGGUCACCGAAGAAAUAGUUCCUGGCUACAAAUUUUCAAGAGCGUCGUAUGUAUUAAGCUUACUACGACCUCGAAUAAUAAAAGAAUUGAAUUUAGAAAAACACGGACUCAAAGUUCAUCUAAGACAAACGGUCGCCUUUACUCCGAUACUGGAGGAUGGAGUAAACGGCAAACCACCGAGAUCACUUUGCCUUUAUCCAGAUGAAAAAAUGAAUGAAGAAGAGUUGAAGAAAUUUUCAAUGAAAGAUGCAAAGUCUUUAGCUGCCUAUGACAAAUAUAUACUGGACAUCGCAUCAGCAGUGUCGCCUCUCCUAGAAACGCCUCCUCCAAACUUGAAAGAUGGAUUUUGGAAAGCACUAAAAACGUCUAAACCUCUUCUGGAUACAGUAAGAAAACUUGACGAUGUUUCUUCAUUUUAUGAUUUUAUUACAUCUCCCAUUACAAAGACUCUCGAUAGAUGGUUUGAGACUGAUGUACUGAAAGCAACCCUGGCUACUGACGGCGUAAUUGGGGCCAUGGUAAGUCCCCAUACACCAGGAAGCAGUUAUGUUCUACUUCAUCAUAUGAUUGGGGAAGCGGAAGGAAUAAAAGGAGCAUGGGGGUUUGUUGAAGGGGGCAUGGGGGCUGUUUCAAACGCGAUCGCAGCUUCGGCAAAAGAACACGGAGUGGAUAUAUUUGUCGAUCAUGAGGUUCAAAAAAUUGACAUCAUCGACGGAAAUUGUGGCGGAAUCACUUUAUCUAAUGGAAAUAACGUGAAAAGCAACAUUGUUCUAUCCAACGCUACCCCUCAUGUUACCUUUCAAAAAUUACUAGCAGACGAUUUUGAUGCUUUACCAGAAGAAUACAGGAAACAAAUAACAAGUUUUGACUAUACUUCUCCAGUGACAAAGUUGAAUAUUGCUGUGGAUCGAAUUCCAAAUUUUUUAGCUCUACAAAGCAGCAAGCCAACUGAGGUGCCAAAUCAGUUGAAAGGAACGAUACAUUUGAAUUGCGAAGACAUUGGAUGCAUUAACGAUGCUUAUUUGGAUGCCAUGCAGGGCAGGUUUUCUAGAAGGCCUAUGAUUGAACUAUGUAUACCAUCAACUGUGGACACCACACUUGCACCGAAAGGCCAUCACGUUUUAUCUGUGUUUACUCAAUAUACACCUUAUUACUUGAAUGGAACACAAGAAUGGACGGACUCUGAUCGCGACGAUUAUCGUAAAAUAGUGUUCAAAAGUAUUGAAGAUUAUGCACCAGGUUUUAUCGAUAGCGUUGUUGGUUACGAAGUUCUGACGCCGAUGGAUUUAGAAAAUACGUUUGGAUUAACAGGAGGGAAUAUUUUCCACGGUGCAAUUGGUUUGGAUCAGCUUUUUCUAUCCCGACCAACCUCGUUCAUGGCAUCUCAGAGAACGCCCUUACAAGGAUUAUACAUAUGUGGAAGUGGAACACAUCCCGGCGGAGGAGUCAUGGGCGCAUGUGGUAGACUGGGAGCAAUGGCGGUUUUAUCUGAUCUCAAAUCGAAAAAAAUAUCAAAGAAUUUAUCGUAAAAUAACUGAACUGGGAAAUUCAGCUUUUCGAUUCUAGUAGCAUUUCAGGCGAUCAGUAUAGCAAAAAUUGAUUAUAUGGUGA